UUUAGAUCGUAAGAUGUUUAAAAAGAACAACCAUGCAGGAACUCGUUGGCUUAUCAAGUGGAAAGAUCAUUCAAAGGAAGAAGCUACUUGGGAGGAUGCAGAUGAUCUCCUUAUUCGUUUUCCAGAGUUUGCAGCUUGAGGACAAGCCGUGUUUGAAGGGGGAUGGGAUGUUGGGAUACCGACAUCAUUAUUAUCUUUCCUUAUUGCUAUAGGGUUCUAUUAAUUGGUGCUGAAUCCUAUCAAUCGCUGUGGCUUUGGUUAUUUUACUCUCCAAAUCAGGCUCAUCUGGAGUCUCCAUAUUCGGCACUCCUCCACCAACUUGAUUUGAUUAUCGGCUAGGUCUAAAUCGGGAAACUUGCUGAAUCGGUAUCCUGCUCUUGAGUUUUUCGAUUCUCAUUUAUAUUACUGGUAUAGAGUUUAGUAUUUCCUUUCCCAUUUUCUAUUUUUUAAGCUCGUAAUGUUGCUUUCUUACUUCUACUGGUGAAGAAAUCAGGAAAAGUGAUGUACUGAUCCACAAAACAGUAAUAUAAACUGAGAAACUCUUGUUGUUACUGAUACUGUUAGUAAAUGAAUAGAUUCAGAUUUUCAGUCAGAAAAUUGUGUUUGAUUUUAUUUUCUGCUAUGAUAAUUCAGGGCUUGAUUACCCAUUUUAUGAAAUGCUGAAAUAUUGCAUUAUAAUGGUGUGAAUUACUCUAUUGAAGAUGCAAGGGGCAAAGCGCCCCUUCAAUUGUAUGUGUAGGAUUGAAGAUAUCAGAGUUGUAUAAAUGUCUGUAUAAAAGUGUACCAAAACUUCCCCCACCACAAACUGAUAUGGCAUUACAAUUGUGGAUGCCUUCGCUUAGCACGAAAACCCCAUUCAUGUUUGUUUCCGGGUUUCUCAAAGUUAAAUUCGUUAUCCUUCUAUGGUUCUGAAUCGAGUUUGGCUGGACCAGAAAAUCUAGUGAGUAUAAUAGGAAGACCACUACAUCUUGUCUGAAAGUAGAAGAGCAAAAUGUUAGUGAAUCUGAAACUAAGUGGGGAAAAGUAUUGGCUGUGUUUUUCUAUAUGGAUAGUGUUCUUUGUGAUCUUGAAGAACCAUCUCGAAUGGCUGGGGUUGAUUAAUUCGUGGAAAUGGGAGCGGACGUUACCACUGAAGAAUUUGUACCUCUUAUUUGGAACUGGUAAAUCUCCUCUGCAUACUCAAUAGUUUCAUUAAAGUGAUUUUUUUUCCUUUGUCUGUAGGUUUUGAAUGGAGAUGCUAUGUUUCGUUGAAUGGACUAUCAGGGGAACCAAAUUUUCUAGGAGGUGUUGCUUAUCUAAAGGGAGUUGAGGGAUUUGAUACUGAGAUGAGGUGAUGCAAAAUGCCCAGUAUGCUACUUCUGUGCUUCAAACUUCCCUGGAAUGUCUCAAGAUAACAUGGAAGGUGUUUCAUCUACGGAUAUGCAAUCUACCAAGUAGGAAAUUCUUGUUGUUGCAGGUGAUGAUAAUGCUUGGCUAGAGAGCUCGAGUGACAUGGUCAUGGAAAGUCAAUACUGAGCUUGAGUGACAUGGUCAUGGAAAGUCAAUACUGGAGGUUGUUACCACGUCUACCAUCUGAUGACCAUUAUCCAAUAAUGGCCCAUUUUUAUGAUGAUGUGGCAACAUAACCGCUUCAUUUUCUUAUCGGCUUAAUUAGCCGAGCUGAGAGAUUAAGAUUUGUUCCGGAACAAAAACACGACCUUAACGAUAACAACCUUUUCCUUUCCUCUGCUGAAUGAGGAGCUACCCCUUCAAAAAAGAAAAAGAAAUAUGAGGAGCUACCGAAGAAGACGGUGAAAAUAUACAGAAAUGAUUAAGCUACCGAGAAUGAAUCCCGAUGCCAAAUCCGGCAAGAGAGAAGAAAACUGGUGGGGCCUAAACCAAUCCCUAUUGUCUCCGGUGGGCCCAGGCCUGUGUGUAUUGGGAACACAUGUCGGGAUUUAAAAUCGGUGGUUCUAUCAUUCCUCGAAAAUGUAUGGGAAAACUUUAAUUUUUGUUUCGGAGAUGUUAGAUAUACCGCGGAAAUACACCGUGAAAUUCUGUGUGAGAGAAAAAAAAGAUAAUGGAUCCACCUUUGAUCCCACCACCUGCAAAUCUCCUGCCAGCCCUUGGAUUUCUUUGCUGUUGCGGAUCGUGAUUCACACCUUCGAAAAAGAAAGAAAUCUGACUCGGCUAAUGGAGGCAUGGAGCCGAAAAGGAAGUGGUUAUGCUGCCACAUCAUCCUAAAUAUGGGCCAGUAAAGGGCACCUGGCAAACAAAACCCGCGCCCAUAUAAUUCUAGGCUCCAGAAUCAAUGAAUUUUCCCGCUAUUCUCAAUGUAUCACUCGAGCAGCAGUUAACCAUAGUAAACUUUAGUCUCAAAAAUCAAAACCUCUCUCAACAAAAUCAAAGCCUUAACUGAAAAUCACAUCAUAGUAGAGAGUAGAAGAAGGAGAAGGAGGAGUAUUCAAGGUCAUGGCGAUCAUUAGCAGAGAUGAGAAUGGAGAUGAAGUUGAAGGUGGCGGUCAAGCGGUUGAAAUGGCACGUUCUAGUUAUUACAAAUAUAAACCUCCUGAGAAAGAUUUGAUUGAUUUGGUGUUCUCUUGGACUCUCGAGGAUAUAUCUAGUGAAGAAUAAAGAUCAGGUGGAAAAGAUCCCUGACCGUUUCCGGUCAGUGGAGGAGUACCUUGGUUCUUACACGUUACCGUUGAUUGAGGAAACUCGUUCUGAGUUGUUUUCGAGUACGGAGGUGUUGCAUGAUGCACCAUUUGCUGAAGUAAUCUCAGUGAAGGAGUCUGGGCCACAUGGUUCAUUUCUGUAUGAGCUUGAAUUUGAUUCUUGGAGGAACAUAAACAAUGGCACUGGCAAAGAGCCAUACUCUCCAAAAUGUGGUGACCUUUUUGUUCUGUCUGAUGUGGUACCUGAAAUUGCCUCGGACUUGAAGCAGUGCGUAAGGAUAUGUACCUUUGCUUUAGUCAUGAAAGAUACUAAGGCGUCUAAUGCUGCAGAAGAAGGUAAAAUAUCUAGUUAUUUGGAGUUCCGGACUUCGAAGUUUGUUGAGGCUAGAGACGGUAUGCAGAACUCAGUCUUUGCUGUGUUUCUGGUUAAUCUGACAAAAAAAAUUAGAAUUUGGAGAGCAUCACACAUGUCUGGGAACUUACAGAUCAUUAAGGAAGUUUUGUGCUCCAAUUCCAGGGUUGAAGAAAUCUGUAACUUUUGUUCUUCACAAGAUGAUAGCACCUGGGAUGAACAACUUGGCCGCAGGUUAUCAUUAGUCCUUGAUGGGUCCCAAACAACUGCAGUACGUCGUUCUAUAUCGUUAGCGCUGUGCAAUCACAAGUCUUCCAUUAAACUUAUUUGGGGCCCUCCUGGGACUGGGAAAACUAAAACUCUCAGUAUCUUGUUGUAUACCCUCUUAAGUAAGAGCUGUAGAACACUUGCAUGUGCUCCAACAAAUGUUGCAGUUAAGGAAGUGGCCUUGCGCGUCCUAAAGCUUGUUAAAGAUCCUCACCACAUGGAUCCAGGACAAGAUGAGUUAUUAUGUUCACUGGGAGAUUUGCUCUUAUUUGGAAGUAGGGAUCGUUUGGAAGUUUUUGAUGAUCUUGAGGAGAUUUAUUUGGAUCAUCAUGUGGACAGGCUGGUAGAAUGUUUUGCGCCACAUAACAGUUGGAAGAAAUGCUUUAAAACCAUGAUAAAAUUCCUUGAAGAUUGUGUUGCUCAAUAUCAUUUAUUGGAGAAUGAAUCAGCUGGCGAGGCUAAAACUAAUGUCAACAGCGAUUCCACCCCUGUAGUUCCUAGUUCAUUUCUUGGGUUCAUCAAAGACAAGUACACAGCCAUAGUUUCUCCGCUGAGAAGAUGUGUAAGUGAUUUAUGCACCCAUCUUCCAAAAAGACUUCUAUUGCAGCAUAAUUUUGAGAGCAUGGUAUGUCUUCUUAAUUUGCUUGAUUCUUUUGGAACUCUUCUGUCUAAAAGUAUGCUAAUGACCAAGAAAUAGAGACACUCUUUACACAUGGAGAAGUUGUUCAUUCCUACAGUAAGCAUGAGGGUGAAGCAUAUGUCUGGUACUUCCGUUAAGCUGUACAAGAUUAGAAAUGAAUGGGUUGAUGCUUUAAUAUCUCUUUGUCAGUCUCUUGCUCCUGUCCUUCCAGAGAGUAUGAACAGAAGUUUGGUAUGGCAGUUUUGCUUUCAAUCUGCCCCGCUCAUCUUCUGCACAGCGUCUAGCUCAUAUGCUUUGCAUAGAGUAGAAAUUGAUCCGCUGAACUUGUUGGUUAUUGAUGAAGCUGCUCAGUUAAGAGAGUGUGAAUCAGCGAUACCCAUGCAAAUUAAAGGCAUACGGCAUGCUAUUCUAAUUGGUGACGAGUGUCAGC
This is a messenger RNA of Papaver somniferum (opium poppy), 4343 nucleotides long. RefSeq lists its product as uncharacterized. Lineage: Eukaryota; Viridiplantae; Streptophyta; Magnoliopsida; Ranunculales; Papaveraceae. Gene Ontology annotation, molecular function: helicase activity. The coding region runs from base 2954 to 3970 and encodes 338 amino acids. The record is from RefSeq and is a predicted model, not a curated record. The transcript has 8 exons.